AUGGAGACUAAAGGAAGGAAAAUGGGCAUCCACAACGCUGCAUAUGAAGUCGAUAUAGCUCAGGAGUGAUUUUGAUCGACCUGGGCUAGAAGAAUGCUUGGAAACUUCCGAUUUAGUUUUUAUCCGAACUAACUCGGGGAGUUUGAAGAUGCUUUACAUCAAGUUUAUUUGCAACUUCCUGAGCUGGUUCGUCAGCUUGAUUUGAAAACCCAACUCAGGGAGUUUUCAAGCAUUUCCCGAGCUCAAGGAGAUCAAAAAUCGCUCCUGAGCUAUAAUGAUGUAUGAAUGGUCCCUUGUAAAGUUGAUGAUUCUACCAAAAAAUUUAUACCUGUUUGUAGACCAGAAAUAAGUGAAAUUAACGUACAAAGGCAAUCUUGGACUGAAAAAGAAGACCAAGUGCUGAUGGAACUUGUUAAAAAGCGAGGCACAAAAAAAUGAACAGCAAUUUCUAAAGAGUUAAAUGAUUUAAUGUAUCAUGGAAAAUUAAUAAGGCAUGGAAAACAAUGCAGGGAAAGAUGAGGAAACCAUCUAAAUCCAUCAUUGAAAAAAGGAGGGUGGACUGCUGACGAAGACAUGUAUAUUUUGAAAAGACAACAAGAAAUUGGAAGCAAGUGGAGCCAGAUUUCAAAGGAAUUGCAAGGAAGAACUGAAAAUAGUGUAAAAAAUAGGUGGAAAAGUAUUAUUAGAAAAGGCGAAAGGGCUGGGCUUGAAGCAAAUGAGCUAUUAGGAACGAUUAGAAUUGAGAGCGGCGGAGAGAUUGGGGAAGGUAAUGGCUUUUAUAGCGAGGAAAGCACAUUAACUUAUGAAGAUGGUGAAAGAAAAAAUUCUUUUUCUUCUUAUGAUAGUAGUGAAUUUAGAGAUGAAAUUGAUUCACCAUCUGAAUUUUUAGUAGAUUAUUAG
Blepharisma stoltei is the source of this 900-nucleotide messenger RNA. NCBI's taxonomy places the organism in Eukaryota, Ciliophora, Heterotrichea, Heterotrichida, Blepharismidae. The record is from the annotation of a GenBank genome assembly.